AUGGAUUCUUUACGUUGGGGUAUUAUCGGUACAGGCAACAUCGCACACUUAUUUGCCAAAGCCUUAAAGGCUGCCAAAAGAGGUAGAUUAGUUGCUGUUGGAAGCCGCUCAUUAGAAAGUGCCAAGACGUUUGGAGCCAAGUUUGGUGUAGACGCGACUCGUUGUUUUGGCAGCUAUCAGGACCUAUUACAAUCCGAAAUUGACAUCGUUUAUAUCUCCACACCUCAUCCUCAGCACUUUAGUCUUGCCCUCGAAGCUAUCGAGGCAGGUAAACAUAUGCUUAUUGAAAAACCUAUGGGUAUGACCGAAACGCAAGUCAAGACCAUCUUUGAAGCCGCUCAGGCACGUCGUCUGUUUGUCAUGGAGGCUUACAUGUAUCGCUGUCAUCCUCAGACUCGGAAGGUUGUCGAACUUAUUCGGUCAGGCGUGAUCGGACAAGUCAAGUACGUACGCGCAAACUUUUCAUUUGAUGGCCGUCCGCUUGGACCAAGCUCGAGAUUGUGGAGAAACGAACUUGGUGGGGGCGCUAUUUUAGAUAUUGGUGGAUAUCCCAUGUCAUUUGCUCGUCUUGUCGCUGGUGUAGCUAAAGAUUCUGAUACUGAAGGUGAUGACCCUGUACAGGUUAAGGCGGUUGGUUAUGUGCAACCUGACACUCAAGUGGACGAAUGGUCAAAUGCAUCCAUUGCCUUUGAUGGAGGUAUCACCGCUCAGUUGUUCACAGGUAUCUUUUGUGAUAGUGAUUCGAGUGUCGAGGUGUUGGGCAGUCAAGGUGGAAUCAAGGUGCAAAACCUUUGGAGACCUGAUCUUACGCAACUGGGUCCAGUCGUAAUCGAACUCUCUGUAUACGGCAAGCCAAAGGAAAUCGUACCUGUUCCCCUGGAGGAAACAGAUAUUUAUGCAAUUGAAGCAGAUGCCGUCGCAGAUGCUGUGCUGGAGGGUAAGCUCGAGUGCAAGUAUAUGACCUGGCAAGAUUCACUGGGUCAAGUACGUGCGAUGGACAGCUGGAGAAAAGAGAUAGGCUUGGUCUAUGCUGAGGAUGCAUAA
Molecule: messenger RNA, 1044 nt
Organism: Rhizopus microsporus ATCC 52813
Lineage: Eukaryota; Fungi; Mucoromycota; Mucoromycetes; Mucorales; Rhizopodaceae
Product: oxidoreductase family, NAD-binding Rossmann fold protein
Exons: 2
Coding region: 1-1044 (347 amino acids)
Molecular function (GO): nucleotide binding
Source: RefSeq, a predicted model, not a curated record